ACUGCCCGAGUCCCCUCAGUGUGUCACCCCGUGGGUGGCACUCCCUUCCUGUCUGGGUUUCCUCAUCUGGGAGACUGUCCAUAGGAAACUGGUGACUCUUGACCAUGGCUUUUCCUGGCCCUGUGAUGACAGAUCUCUGCCACACCUGGCCAUCUGCCACACCUGCAACAGGUGCACAACACAGGAUAAUUCAAUAGCCAUCCAAGCUCUAAGCUGAAAGCCACCUCAAGGAGAGCUUCUGGCCACCUCAGCUCACGAUGGGACCUGGGAGAGCUGGAGAUUCCUUAGCACAAGCACGUUUUAAAAAAAUUGUUUUGAUUUAGAACUUCUUAACAAGUCAAAGCCGGGAAGUGCUUUCUGUUCUGAUGCAGCAGAAGACAGAGCGAAUCGGAUCCUCUGAUUAAUUGCAUGGGAGCAAAGUCAUCCACUUACUAAGUUUCUGCUUGGUGCUGCCCUAAGAUUCUUGGGGGAUCAUAUUACUCCCCGCUCAGGAAACUGAGUGCAGCCCAGCUGCAGUAAGACUGAUCCUUCCCUAGGAGAAGGAAUUCUCCUUCCAUCAUCUUCCCCUUCUGUACAUGGCAGCCACUUGAAUUUGCCCCUCCAAGAGUCAAGGACAAGACCACCCCAUGGAAUGGGCCAAGUGGACUCCACAUGAAGCCUCCAACCAGACCCAGGCCAGCAUCCUCCUGGGGCUCCUGCCGGGUGACCACACGGAGGGGAGGAACAGCACCAACUCCACCAGAGCCCUGAAGGUGCCAGACGGAACUAGCGCUGCCUGGUACAUCCUCACCAUCAUCGGCAUCUACGCGGUGAUUUUCCUCUUCCGGCUGGCCAGCAACAUCCUCAGAAAGAACGACAGGUCCUUGGAAGAUGUUUAUUACUCAAAUCUGACCUCUGAACUCAAAAUGAAAGGGCUCCAGGGCAAGGUCGCCAAGUGCCCCACACUGAUCAUCAGCAACAGAGCGGUGCUGCAGCCCUGCCAGGCCCACCUGGGGCCAAAGGGCGGGAGCGGCGGGCCCCAGACCGCAACCCCAGAGAGCCCCUGAGAGCCAAGGCCAGGAGGCCUUCCCCAGGGUGGCCCCAGACUUCUUGGAGGGGAGCAGCUUUGGGUUUACUCGGAGCCCUUGGGUGGGGCUGGGGUGCGUAGCUGACCGGGGUGCCUCAGGCUGCCAGGUUGUGACCAGAGCCAGCCACCAAGUUCCUUCUCAGGCUUCGAGGAGCUUGGAGAAGAGAGAGCGGGACAGUGGCUUCUAGCCAGAAGCGCUCUUCUCUGGGAAAGCCUGUGCUGUGGAGAGCAGCACUGUUCUAUGGUUCUCAAAGGAAUCCGGGAGACUCCAGGGUGCAUACAAGGAGGUGGCUCCUUGUCACGGAAAGAAGAGUAAACUUGGAUUAAAAUUAAACUUCUGGGGAAUCACGUAACCUGGGCAGCUAGUUCUCACCUGGGACGUUCGGGGGUUGGGGACAGAUUUAAAAGGCUAUUUUAUUUGAAAGACUUCGGCUUGAACAUAGGACCAAAGUUAUUAAUA
This is a messenger RNA of Sapajus apella (tufted capuchin), 1526 nucleotides long. It is a transcript of the gene SMIM34, whose product is annotated as small integral membrane protein 34A. NCBI's taxonomy places the organism in Eukaryota, Metazoa, Chordata, Mammalia, Primates, Cebidae. The transcript has 2 exons. The record is from RefSeq and is a predicted model, not a curated record. The coding region runs from base 627 to 1046 and encodes 139 amino acids.